Molecule: messenger RNA, 1075 nt
Organism: Gaeumannomyces tritici R3-111a-1
Lineage: Eukaryota; Fungi; Ascomycota; Sordariomycetes; Magnaporthales; Magnaporthaceae
Exons: 2
Coding region: 1-894 (297 amino acids)
Source: RefSeq, a predicted model, not a curated record
AUGAAGUCUCAGGCUCUUUUCUCGUCUGUCGUCGCUCUGGCCGGCACGUCCGCCAUUGCUCAGCCCCUGACGGGCAUGCCUCCCCCUGCGGCUGCCCCGCCUCGCGACAAGGUCUUCACCAAGUCUGAGCCUUUCAACAUUGUCGUGUCGGAGAGCUCCAACUCCACGGUCGUCGGGUGGAUCCUCGGCGCUUGUCACGCCGGUGCUGGUAUCGAGGGCCUCUGCGUCUCCAACGACAGCCCAUCGCCUCCCAGCACCACCUUCACCCACAACACCACGGGCGACUCGGAGCCCAUCGCCGGCCCGCUCAUCUGGGAGCUGCCGACCAAGCUCAACGGCAUGCCGACAACGCUGCCAUCAUCCAUGUCACUGAGCUACGUUGCGUGGUCUGACGUGGCCAUCCCCAUGUUCAAGCCCGGCUACUCCGACACCCCCAUCGGCUUCGAUGAGGACGACAAGAUGUUCCUGGUCGCCUAUGGUGACGAUGGCGUCCACGAGCCCGACGAUCAGACCAAGGCGAUUCGCGUGGAUGAGGCUCGCAAGAUGUACAACUGGUAUGUCUGCUGGACUUACAUCGGCAGCUACUACUACCACGCCCUCACGUGGUCGACCUCGCACCCCCCGCAGAACCCGACCUGCAAUGCCGCGAACGUCACUCGCAAAUUCCUUGAACCCUCGCUGGAGCCCGAGGAGUCGGAGGAGUCCUUUCUCCAUGCCAAGCCCGAGCCUCUGGAGGACAACGACCUGGUCGAGCCUUCAGAGGUGGUCCAGGAGUCUGAUGAGGCGGCCGACGCGGCCAAGUCCACUGAGGCUGAGGAAGACAAGGCGGCUGAGGAGGACAAGAAGACUGUGGCGACCGAGGACAAGGAGACUGAGACGGCCGAGGAGAAUUGAGCAAGGAUGAUCAGCACAGAAGGGUUGAGUCGCAGCCCUGCUUCCAGGCAGCGGAGACUUUUGUUCUGAGAUGCAAGGUAACGAACGACAGGCGUGGGAGGACUGGUCCUGGUAAUAAAUGGACAGGGAAUUAAUUGUUUUGGAGGCACUGCAUUAGUAGCAGUAUACGAGUGAAAUCCAC